AUGGAGGCGCUCGACGUGAUCGUGCUGGGCACGGGCGUGCCGGAGGCCGUGCUGUCUGCGGCGCUGAGCCGCGCAGGGCAGCGCGUGCUGCAUGUGGACGAGGCGCAGUACUAUGGGUCGGAAUGGGCGAGCCUUACGCUCACCGAGCUCUGCGACUGGGCAGCAAAGCACGGCGCGACGGUCGAGUUUGGCGGCGCACAGGGCAUGCCGGACGCGCUCGCGGCCGUCGACCGGCACUAUUCGCUGUCGGUGCGCCCGGCGCUGCUGCCGGCGCACGGUCCGAUGAUCGAGGCGCUCGUGCGCUCGAAUGUCGCGGCCUACGCGACGUUCCGCCUCUUGGAACGCGUCGGCGUCUACAACGACGGCCACAUGGAGCGCGUGCCGAGCAGCAAGAGCGAGAUUUUUCGGCACAAGGGGAUCUCGCUGCCGGACAAGCGCCGCCUGAUGCGCUUCCUGCAGCUCGCGACCGAGGCGCCGCCGGACGAAAAGCUCGCCGACGUUCUUCAUAGCCUCGACCUCGCACCGGCGCUGCAGCGCGCGGUGCAGUACGGCGUGUGCCUCGCGUGGAACGGCGAGGAGCGCGCGGAUACCGCACUCGCACGCACGCGCCAAGCGCUCCAGGGACUGGGGCGCUACGGCGACGCGGCGUACCUCGUCGGCCAGUACGGCGGCGCGGGCGAGCUAGCCCAGGGCUUCUGCCGCGCAUCGGCCGUGAAGGGCGGCACGUUUAUCCUCGGCCAUGCGGUCGAGUCGCUUGUGCACCAAGACGGGCAGUGGGUGCUCAGGCUCGCCGACAUUGAUACCACGUUCUGCGCCAAGACGCUCGCCUGCACGCCCGAGGCGUGGGCCGAGGCGACGAGGCAAGAGGCGCCGCCUCGCGACGUGGCGUACUAUGAGCACCUCGCGCUCGUCGUGACGGCCCAGCCGAUCGACUGGGCGCGCCUUGCCGAGGCGGUAGAUGCGCCGCCGGAAACGGCGCUCGUCGUCCUGCCGCCGGGGAGCGUGCCGGGGCCCAAUGCCAACGCCAUCAUGGUCCUCAUGCAGGGCGAAGGCACGUUUUCGUGCCCCAAAGGGCAGUACGUCUACUACCUCGUGACGCACGCGGAAACCGACGCGCAGCAGCUCAAGAACGCCGUCGAGCUCCUCCUGACGUUUUUGGAAGAGGGCGAGACACAGGCGCUCAUCACCAUGCAUUACGCCCGGCCGAUACCCAAGACCCAUGCCGCGGUCCCUGCGCCGGCGUACAUUGAUACCAGUGCUGUGCCAAGCACCACGACCCGCUCGUCGCUCUUUCUCGAGGACAGCGGGCCGUACCAGCCGAUCGCGAAUCCCACCGAGACGCUCGACCGCGCGGUCGAAGGCGCAGAGCACGCCUUCUGGCAGCUCUUUUCGCCCGACGCACGCACCGCCGCGAUCGACGCGGCGCACAGCCGGAAGCGGUACCACGAACCCGCAGACUACCAGGGCCGCGGCGGCGCGGAGCCCGAGCUGGGGCGCGCGCCGCCCAAGGCUGACGUCGAGUUCUUUGCACCCGAAGAGGACGAGUCAUAG
Molecule: messenger RNA, 1551 nt
Organism: Malassezia japonica
Lineage: Eukaryota; Fungi; Basidiomycota; Malasseziomycetes; Malasseziales; Malasseziaceae
Exons: 1
Coding region: 1-1551 (516 amino acids)
Biological process (GO): vesicle-mediated transport; protein geranylgeranylation; small GTPase-mediated signal transduction
Cellular component (GO): cytoplasm; cytosol; Rab-protein geranylgeranyltransferase complex
Molecular function (GO): GDP-dissociation inhibitor activity
Source: RefSeq, a predicted model, not a curated record